CGAGUGCCGAUCUGAGUGAAACCUCUUUCUGUGUUCUUUUGAGCUCAUAAUCUCUUUUAUUCAUCCUCACAUCAUAAAUCAUCAUGUUUAUAAAGCUGCAGUCUGUUAAAGUAGUGUUUUAAAUCCUGUAAGAGCCACAGAGUUCUGCUCAGCUGAUCCUGUUCGAUUACUUUAGUCUGUUUGGUCUGAAUCAGUGGUGAGGAUGAUUUCAUGAACAUGUUAACAAGUUACUGAGUCUGAUUUCAUCCAUUCAUAUCUCCUUGAAUUAUCCAGCUCUGUGUCAGGUCGAGUCAUGCUGCCGCUGAAAGAGAAAGACAAACCAAUCAUCCAGAAGCUUCUGACGGCCGGCUGCUGCGCUCGCUGCGUCCUCAGGUUCUGCUGUGUGAGCGUUCAGGCUGCGUACAGACGACCCCCCCAGGAAACACUCGAAGAACUCAAAGCUUUCAUCAGCGACACAGAAAACGGCAAAGAGUCCACAGAAGAGAACAACAAAUCCCAUGAUGCAGCGGGGCCGGAGCCGCCUGAAGACCCCCCCAGUAAGAGAGUGAAACUGGAGUCCAGUGAGGAAGCUGCUGGAGACAGAGUGAGGGAUGAAGAGAGGAGUGUGUGUGUGGUGUGUUUGGGGAUCCUCCAGGAGCUCUGUGGCUCGCCGCAGGCCGUAAAGAUCGCAGAGGCGGUGAAAGCAGAGAAGUACGAGUUCGAUACUCUGGUCCUGUCCGUGUCUCUGCCGGCUCAGCUUUGUGUCCGAGAGCACUCCUGUUGGCUCCACGUGAAGAAAGAACUGAGAGAGAAGAGCGUCGCCGUCGACAAGGAUGACGUCAUCCAGGUGAAGGAAGCCUUCAAGUGGAUCAUGCAGGGCCAGGUCUCAAAGGAGCUGGGGGGCGUGGCUGUGGUUACCAGGAGCAUGUUCGAGGUCGGUGUGGAGUUCACUCACCCUGAGACGGAUGCAGACUGUCACUUCCUAGCGACAACAUGUCCCGACUGCUUCAAGCCCACCAAGAACAAACAGUCUGUGUUCACCAGGAUGGCCGUGGUCAAAGCUCUGGAAAAGAUAUCUGACGUCAAAUUUCUGAAACACUACCCGAGUCCUCCGGCUCAGCCGACCUGCAGCUGCAGCCCUCAGGACGUCCAGUGUCUCCACGUGUCCGUCUUCGUGGCGGGGAGGUAUAAUAAGUUCUCCCGCAGUCUGCCUCAGACGCCCUGGCUGAUCGAUGGAGAGAGGAGGAUGGAGUCCUCGGUGGAGGAGCUGAUCGCUGCGCCCAUCCUGUUGUCUUUCAGGGCGGAUGGGUUUAAUUUCUCCUCGUCCGGUCGAGAGGACGUGGAUGUUCGGACUCUAGGGAACGGUCGCCCGUUUGCGAUGGAGCUGCUGAAUCCUCACAGAUCCAGGCUGAGUAAAGAGGAGAUGAAGCAGCUGCAGGAGACCAUAAACACGUCUUCAGACAAAAUCAAAGUGAGAGACCUUCAGAUCGUUACGAGAGAGGCCAUGAGCCGCAUGAAGGAGGGAGAGGAGGAGAAGACCAAGUCCUACACGGCACUCAUCUGGACCCAGAACCCCAUCGAGAAGGAGGACAUCACCUUCAUCGACGACAUCAAGGAUCUGACUCUGGACCAGAAGACUCCUCUGAGGGUGUUACACCGGCGGGCGCUGGCCGUACGUCAGAGAGUCAUCCACAGCAUGAACACCAGAUACCUGGACGCUCAUCACUUCCACCUGGGGCUGAAGACGCAGGCCGGGACUUACAUUAAAGAGUUCGUCCACGGGGACUUCGGACGAACGAAACCCAACCUGUGUGAGCUUCUGAAGAGUGACACCGACAUCCUGGAGCUGGACGUGGAGUCUGUGGACGUGGACUGGCCUCCAUCCAUACCUGAAUAAACACUGCCACAAACCUGGCUCUGGACCUGAGAGGCCCCGGGGUCCGAUCUCACUUGGACUAAACUGGUUCUGGUUCAGAGGUUCUGAAAGAAACUAUCACUGGUUGGAAGAGGAAAACAUGAACCCCUCCGGCUGCUGGAGAAGCCUGAUCCUGUAAUCAUGUGGACUCGUUCUGACGCUGUCUUCAGUGUUUCUGUUGUGGUUACAUAAAGGGAAGUUAUUUUUGUAAAAAGACUUAAGUCCCACCCCCUGAUUAUGUUUCUGUAUCUUAUGGCUCAAAAAUAUUAAAUAAAACUUGAGUUUUGAUCUUGGUGUCACCCA
Messenger RNA from Notolabrus celidotus (New Zealand spotty), 2197 nucleotides. It is a transcript of the gene pus10, whose product is annotated as pseudouridine synthase 10. The record is from RefSeq and is a predicted model, not a curated record. Bases 293 to 1876 code for a protein of 527 amino acids. The transcript is spliced from 18 exons. Gene Ontology annotation, biological process: tRNA pseudouridine synthesis. Lineage: Eukaryota; Metazoa; Chordata; Actinopteri; Labriformes; Labridae. Gene Ontology annotation, molecular function: pseudouridine synthase activity; RNA binding.